This is a messenger RNA of Fulvia fulva, 1797 nucleotides long. RefSeq lists its product as uncharacterized. NCBI's taxonomy places the organism in Eukaryota, Fungi, Ascomycota, Dothideomycetes, Mycosphaerellales, Mycosphaerellaceae. Bases 1 to 1797 code for a protein of 598 amino acids. The transcript has a single exon. The record is from RefSeq and is a predicted model, not a curated record.
AUGGCAGACGAAGAGACGAACAACAACCCCGACGAGACAUCGGCGAGCACGCCAACCUCGAACAGCGGCACCGCAGGAAACACCAAGGCAUCGAAGGAUCGCAGCUGCCCCUUCUGUGGACAAGCCUUCACCUCCUCGAGUCUGGGUCGGCAUCUCGACCUCUACAUCAAACCGAAGAACCCGAAGCCGCCGGACGGCGUGCACGAUAUCGAUGAGAUCAGGAAACUCAGAGGCGGCAUUACCCGUCGUCAGCCCAGAACGAGCUUGAAGGCAUCGUUGGACAAUGGCCGCAACGGCAGUCUUGACCCUCAGGGAGACAACACCAAUGGCACGCCGAGCCGCGCUGGUACCGCCCGGCCAUCAGCGUACGACGGGCGGCUGACGGACGACACGCCGCUGGCAUCGCCGGUCAAUGCGGACAGGAACGACCAUGCACACACAUUCUUGAAUCAGGCAAACUGGCAAGCUACGGGAGUGAUCAACAAUCUUCCUCCGAGAGCGCCAUCGCGCAACAAUGAGCGUCCUGGAACUGGCCAAGCACAGCGCGUUCACAAAAUGCGCCGAGAUGCUGGAGGCCACAGGAUCCAGCGACCUGAACAUGAAAGCGAGAGCAUGUGGAAGCUGCAAGAGGCGGCAGAGCUUGGACGUGCAGCAGAAAUGGCGCUACGAGAAGUGCUCGGCAGCCUCGAGGCCGCGCAGAAGAAGGUUGAGCCAAAGGCGAUAUUCGAUGACUUUGACUUCUAUUCGUUAUCUUUCCCUGGCUUAUGCUUGGCCAUACUGCCCCCGCCAGGCACUUUAUUCAGCCCAACACCUUUCCCAUCGGCGGAGUCUUGGACGCUGGGGCCGCCAGGUCUUAGACAAUUUGAGGCCAUGAAUCGCUUUCUCAACGAGCGCAUCGCCGCUAAACGUAAGAACAUACACAUUCCGGACUCUGUGGCGUUCAAGCACCACUCGCAUCUGUCCGGUGCAUGGGAACAUUGGCAGAGCAUGACCGAUACCGAUCGGACAUCAGCAUGGACUCUGGAGAUUUUGCGAUCUUUUACGCGCGCAUCGGAUCAGACGCGACAGCUGCGUUCGCAGCUAGAACAAGCGCAACAUCACACUCGCCAUCUCGAGGCGGAGUACGAGCGGCUGUCACAAUGUCAACUUCCAAGAGAAUAUCUCAUGCAUCCACCGAACACACUUCCAGUCCCUCAGAAUGUUCUGCGAGAGAUGAACACAUCGACCUUCAGAUCUGGUGUAGCGGAGACGAAUUAUGAUGCUGGGGAGCUUCUAUCAAAAUGGCGGACCACCAUACGCCAGACCACACGGCCUCUGAAAACAUCGCAGCAGCAGCCGCAACAGGGUACUGCCAGCUCCAGUUCCAUAUACGAUGAGCCGGAUCGCAACCAGCUUCGCGAUGAUAUGAUUAUGCAGGGUUCUGUCUGGAACGUGAAUGGACCCGUUCCACGUCAGCGUGAGUUUCACACAGAGACGGCCCGCAAGCAAUUAGAUGCUGUUUCCUACCAAACACCGCCUCAGCCCGGCGCCGUGGUAGGGGCCGACGAUGAAGAUGGGGGGUCGAAUGCCGAUGCAGACGCGGAAGGUGAGGCUGAAGAUGAGCCGAGUUACAGCACACAGAAUGCUCUGACACGAAGAUUUGACGGUCCUGUCGAUGACAAGGUCGAUCCACUACAAAAUGGUGGGAUCGCCGGGAUACUGAACGCCAAUGGCAAGCGACCACUUGCUACAGCGUCCAGUGGACGCGGAGCCACCAAGGUCUACAAGGAGCACUUCAGGGAUGCAGACAUUGGCUGA